CCCCACCCCCCUCAGCUUUUCUGCACAACCUUCCAAACAAAGAGAAUUAAUGGAAAGCGAAAUUUCCAACCUUCUUUCUCUAUAGCUACCCAUUUUAUCCACAUCUGAAUACAUAAACACGCAUAUAUUCAUUACAAUUUACAAACCAUAUAUAUCCAUCUAUCAAUCAAUCAAUUAACACCUUGCUAGCUAUUAAUCCUACACGACAUAUGCUGUUACCCGCCGGUCUAUGGGUGGUGUAUUCCGAUUAGCAUCUUCCAUGGCCGCCGCACAUCUCCAGAUCAUCAAAAACCAAGCUCAAUCUCAUGGCUGCCUUUGAAGCUUCGAGAUUCGAAUCCCUAGGAGUUUUGGAGUUUGGGGGCUUCCGGAGACGACCAUGCUCUCGGCGGCGGUUGGGGAACACAAAAUUGGGCGGUUUUCCGGCGUCGUGAACCAGCUGGAGGGUUAUGGUUUUCCGACCGAAGCUUCCACCACAGGUCCAGUAGCAGCAAUCGAUAACACUAGCAGCAGCAACAACAACAAUAACGAUAACAGUAGCUCUAAUUUUGGUCCAUCAUCCAUGGCUGACGAGGAGGAAAUUACCACCAGAAACCACGGCGGCGCUGAAUCGAGCACUAAUUCGAAGGAUAACAAUGGCAAUAGCAGCAAUAUGGGCGGUACCGACGAUGAAGGGUGGUUGCAGCUCAGUAUCGGCCUUCGUCAUCCACACACCACCUCCGCCUCGGUCACCACCAUUGUUAAUGUCCGGCCAAAUCAAUCAAAUCCGGUGGAGCUUGAGCUGAUGCCAAAUAGAGAUGCGUAUCUAUUAGGAUCGGCAAUCGGAGCCCCGCAAGGGCUUUUUAGCACUACGCCAUUUUUGUUCCAAGCCACUGCCGCGGCUAAUUUUUCUUCACAUCCACAGAAUGUGAUUGUAACGCCGGCGGCGGCGGCGCCUCGGCCAUUUCAAUCGGUGUACGAUGACGUGGCGUACGGACGCCGGCCGGGUCUCGAUUUCAGGGUCGUUCAGCCUCCGAGAAGACCGCAAUCCGGGAUAUGGUUUAUGCUGCAAGCAUCGCAAAAUCAGGAAAGAGAAGCAUGUUUGCCUCAGAUAUCUAAGAGCUACUUGAGAAUUAAGGAUGGCAGGAUGACAAUCCGGCUGGUUAUCAAAUACCUCGCUAAUAAGCUUAGAUUGGAAAAUGAAUCACAGGUACGAAAAAUGCAUGAUUUAAUUAAAUUUCACUACUCACCUUUUUAUUUAUGCUUUAUUAUUUACCUUGCUCUUUUACCAUUUGGAAAUUGA
Molecule: messenger RNA, 1279 nt
Organism: Striga asiatica
Lineage: Eukaryota; Viridiplantae; Streptophyta; Magnoliopsida; Lamiales; Orobanchaceae
Source: the annotation of a GenBank genome assembly